AUGCGGGUGCGCCUGGGCGCGCUGGCCGGCUCAGCGGCGCUCACCGGGGCGCUCAGCUUCGUGCUGCUGGCGGCCGCCAUCGGCACCGACUUCUGGUACAUCAUUGACACCGCGCGGCUGGAGAGAAGCGGCCCUGGCGCCCAGGACCCGCUGGGGACAGCCAACCGCAGCCGGCCCGAGUCUCUGAGCUCGCACUCCGGGCUCUGGCGGACUUGCCGGGUGCAGAGCUCGUGCACCCCGCUGAUGAACCCCUUCUGGCAGGAGAAUGUGACAGUCAGCGACUCCAGCAAGCAACUUCUCACUAUGCACGGGACGUUUGUGAUUCUGCUGCCGCUCAGCCUGAUCCUGAUGGUUUUCGGGGGGAUGACGGGGUUUCUGAGCUUCCUCCUCCAAGCCUACCUCCUCCUGCUGCUCACUGGGACCCUCUUCCUCUUUGGAGCCAUGGUGACGCUCACUGGCAUCAGUGUCUACAUCGCCUACUCGGCCGCUGCCUUCCGCGAGGCGCUGUGUCUGCUGGGGGAGCGGGCGCUCCUGGACCAGGUGGACAUCCGCUUCGGCUGGUCGCUGGCCCUGGGCUGGAUCAGCUUCGUCUCGGAGCUGUUCACUGGGGUGGCUUUCAUGGUGGCCGCGCGUGUGGUCAGCCUGCGGCGGAGGCAGGACCAGGCCAUCUGAGCUGGGACAUCCUGUGACAGUGGGGGAGGGAGGGCUUGGCCCCGGGGCCUCCCAGACCCACCUCCUCUCCCUCAAAGGCUGUCCAUGGAGGCCAGGGGUGGCCCUGCCCUCUGGGGCCUGAGCUGCCGUCCGUGCAGCCCAGAGUGCUCUGUGCCAGGUGCCCGUGUGUCUGCCUGGGCCUGCUGCAAGACGCCAAGGAAGUGCUGGACCCAUGUCACUUGAAAUAAAUGACAGUCCUCUGCACAGGGAGCUUCACA
This is a messenger RNA of Ictidomys tridecemlineatus (thirteen-lined ground squirrel), 929 nucleotides long. It is a transcript of the gene Tmem114, whose product is annotated as transmembrane protein 114. Gene Ontology annotation, cellular component: apical plasma membrane. The record is from RefSeq and is a predicted model, not a curated record. Lineage: Eukaryota; Metazoa; Chordata; Mammalia; Rodentia; Sciuridae.